AUAAACCGGUGACAAAGUGGCGAGCAGCGGCCCCCGGGAAGCAGAGAUCACAGCCAGCACACAGAGACACACACACACACACAGAGGAGGAAGAAGAGGAGGAGGAGGAGGAGAACCGAGCACCGCGAACAGGCGCUGGAUCCACAGCCACACACCGGAGAGGAGACACGGAGGAAACACUCUGCAACAGCAAACAGAGGAAACUAAUCCGGACGGAGCAUCCUUCACCCCACCGACAGAGAUGGGUGUCACCUCUCGCCCCCUGCUAUUGGUGUGCGCAUAUUUGGCAACUGCGCUGAUUGGUGGAACCCGCUCGGAGGGGGUGUGUCUCCAAGACGGCAAGCACAAGGCCACUCCCGGCCCGGAGCCACACCUGAGGGAGUGUGGGCUGUAUGCCGACAAUAGCUGCUGCACAGAAGAAGACAUCCAGGAUAUCUCCCAUGUUCCCUCUGCCAUCAAUAAGAAUGAACCCUGGGACAAGUGUGGGCCUCUGAGCUCAGAGUGUGAAGGCUUCCUGAAGCGUGUGUCAUGUUUUUACCGCUGCUCCCCCGAUGCCGCGCGCUGGCCUCACCCCCACCGCCGCUCAUACAUCCAGGCCGUGCCACUCUGCCACAGCUUCUGCCGUGAUUGGUUUGACGCCUGCAGGAUGGACAUGACGUGUGCUCGUAACUGGGCCAGAGACCCCAGAGGACAGAACUGCACUGGAACCUGUGUUCAGUAUCAGCAGAUGUACCAACAUGGCAGGGAUCUCUGUGAGAGCCUGUGGGGCGACGCCUUCAUGACGGUGGAGGAUGAGCCAGAGGACAUGGGAGAGGCCGGAGAGGUUGGAGCUGAGGGUGACGGUGGUCGCCCCUGUGGCUGCCUGACCCUCAGUCCCUCAGACAAGGAUGUGAUUGCCGCCCUUAGGGCCCAGCAGGACGACCCGGAGGAGCUGGAUACCACCAAGACCGGCCUGCCUCAGUACCGGGCCCCAUGCCAGACCAAGCUGCCCCUGCAGGCCAGGAGCGGCAGGAAGGGGAACUCUGUGCUGCGUAAACGCUCCAUCAUAGUCGACGACGUGGAGGGGAGCGGGAGUGGCUUGUAGAGAGGGGUGAUAGGUGGCAACAUAUUUAGAGAUUAUUGUCUAGAUCCUAAUCUGUCUCUUGAAAUGGAGUUGCUUCUUUAACUAACCUUACCACACAGACCUAAACUGUCAUCAUCAUUACUGUCACAUUCUACAUAUAAUCUCUAUGGUUUUUAAUAAUACUGUAUCUGGUUUAUAAAACCUCCAGUAAACACCUGGUCAGUUAUUUACCUAGCUAAACAGCCAGGAUUUAGAAAAAAGAAACUUUUAAGAUUUAAAGGUAAAAUCCUUAAUUAUGCAAGGGCUCUGACUUCAAUAAUAAAUAUACUGAUAAUAUCACAUAAUGGCUGCACAAAUGUUUUAUUGCCAGCUGAUAGGUCGAGAAUUGUUUUUACAAAAGUCAGGUAUUUCAUUUGCAGAUGCUAUUUGCACCCAGGGUGUAAGUAGUCAUAUUGGCUGUAUACACCCAGAUGCAAAAAGUAAAUGUUUCUGUUACCAUCUGGGUGUAAAAAAAACAAAAGAUAAUGUGGCUAAUCACACGCAUGUGUAAAAAGUCAGGGUAGGUAUUCACACCUGGGGUUAAGUAGUCAAUGUGACUAAUCACACCUGGGGUUAAGUAGUCAGUGUGACUAUUCACACCUGGGGUUAAGUAGUCAAUGUGACUAUUCACACCUGGGGUUAAGUAGUCAAUGUGGCUAUUCACACCUGGGGUUAAGUAGUCAAUGUGACUAUUCACACCCAGGUGAAAGUAGUCAAUGUGACUAUUCACACCCAGGUGAAAGUAGUCAAUGUGGCUAUUCACACCUGGGGUUAAGUAGUCAGUGUGACUAUUCACACCCAGGUGAAAGUAGUCAAUGUGGCUAUUUACACCUGGGGUUAAGUAGUCAAUGUGACUAUUCACACCCAGGUGAAAGUAGUCAAUGUGGCUAUUCACACCCAGGUGAAAGUAGUCAAUGUGGCUAUUCACACCCAGGUGUAAGUAGUCAGUGUGGCUAUUUAAAACCAGGUAUAAAUAGUCAAAAUGGCUAUAUACAUCCCAUAUAAAUAGUUUAUGUUGCUAUUCACACCUGGGUGUAAUGUGGCUAGUUUCAACCAGGUGUGAAUAGGCAAUGUGGCUUUUCACACCCGGGUGUAAACAGUGAAUUUGGCCAUUUACACCCAGUUGUAUAGGGCAUCAUGCAAAGGCAAGCACCCUGGUGUUCAUAGCCAACAAUGCCAUUAGCACCUAGGGUGUAAAUACCUAAUGUGGCUGUUGACACCGGGGUGUAUAUUCCUGGAUGUCCUAGCAACACCAAAAUAGGACAUUAAACCAAAUGGGUCUAUUCAGCUAUUCUGCUAAAGUUCAUGUACACAGUGUGUACACAGCUUUAUAGAUCCCUAAAACUGAAAAGAAGUAAAAACAAAUAAUAAACCAACACUGACACACAGGACACAAACCUCAGUCUCCUGUGUAAAAGUCCUGUGCUCAUCCCAUUCACCCAUCACACCCUACACCUUCCAUGGACUGCGUUGCUCUUUAUACUACGUCACCUGACUGUCUGGCAGAACAUUUGUGAGUUUUAUCUUGUAAAUUUACCACUGUAAUCUCAGAGAGUAUCAGAGAUUGGCUUGUACCAGCCCUAACCAUGACCCCUUUGCCCUGAUCCUAAUAGCCUCUGACCUUGACACAUCAACGUGAUGAUGCGUGUAAGGGAUGGGUUUAAAUAGCUGAGUAGCUGCAGUGUGACUACUCUCAACGGGGUGCAAAUAGACACUCUGUUUUUUAUUUGCUUUGUAUGGCUCAGUAAAACACAUCACUGACACUACGACAUGAGGUGUGUGAAGUCUCACACAUGGCAAACGUAACAUCCUGCAGUAUAAGCGCUUGUGCAUGAAUCAAACAUGUUAACCAGAGGACUUCUCAUGACAGUAUUGCAAACACGACAUCCCUGCACCAGUACUUCACCACCCUGCUUCUCUUCUCAGUCGUCUAGCUGACUCUAAUCUGUGCAUUAGUCAAUUGUUAAAUGCAGAUCUUACUGUUUGUGAAGCCGUAUCGUGCAGUCUACAUGUCAUAAGGGAUAGCGGAGAGAGCAAUGAUUAUAAUGAAUGUAGCUUUCUAACAGAUUACAGGACUGAACGUUAAGGGAUGUGGUAUGAUAAUGACAAUGGAGAAGUAAAUACCUGAGGGAAGGUUUAAUAUUCAGAAACAAAUCUGCCUACCAGAGUAAAUCCGCAGAGGCAGCGUUUGUACCAGCAGAGGCUGUUCUGGUAGUUUGAUCACGUAUAUUACCAAUGUACUGUGGACGUGUCUUUUAUAAUUACGUUGUGUAUUUCUAGAGCGAAGCACUGUUAGAUGUAAAUGUUUUGUAAAAAGGGGAAACUGGUUUGUUCAAUUCAUGGUAAGCUUGCUGAGAGAUGUGUUUCUGUGCUUUACAUUCUCAAUAAAGACGAUAUUUGUAAAUGUCAA
Epinephelus moara (kelp grouper) is the source of this 3512-nucleotide messenger RNA. RefSeq names its product retbindin (gene rtbdn). The transcript is spliced from 6 exons. NCBI's taxonomy places the organism in Eukaryota, Metazoa, Chordata, Actinopteri, Perciformes, Serranidae. The record is from RefSeq and is a predicted model, not a curated record. Gene Ontology annotation, cellular component: external side of plasma membrane. Bases 242 to 1084 code for a protein of 280 amino acids. Gene Ontology annotation, molecular function: riboflavin transmembrane transporter activity; signaling receptor activity; riboflavin binding.